Molecule: messenger RNA, 1107 nt
Organism: Rotaria sp. Silwood2
Lineage: Eukaryota; Metazoa; Rotifera; Eurotatoria; Philodinida; Philodinidae
Source: the annotation of a GenBank genome assembly
AUGAUUCGACGUUUAAUACAUUUAUUUGAUUAUCGAUCACCAUUUAAACGUUCUCGACGACGUUUAUUCUACCGUUCGUUUAUAACUUGUAUUAUUAUUCUUAUUAUUUCACCGUUUUUUAUUGUACUUUUCCAUUCGAUUUCAAUCAUUCGAUUAAGUCAUUCUAAGUCUCAUUCGUCAGAUAUAAUCAUAUCAUUGACAAGUAAUCCUACCAGAUUUCAUUAUGAACUUCCAUUAACUAUUCAUUCAUUAUUAUCUCAAACAAGAUUACCAAAACAAAUUCGUAUUUAUUUAUCUCCUACAUCUGAAAUAAUUAAACAAAAAAAUUUAACAUUAAAAUAUUUAAAAAUGGAUCUGCAACGUCUCGAUUCAUCAAAAAUUCUUGCAAGAUUAUUUGAUAGAUUAGUACGAAUUCUAUUAGAACGUGAAGAUUAUGGUCCAGCGACAAAAUUUCUUCCGAUUAUUAAAGAAUUUCAGUCGACAUCGCAAGCAAUUAUGGUUUGUGAUGAUGAUUUUUACUAUCAUCCAUUUACGGUCGCUACCUUAGAUGAAUAUUCAAAUAAAUUUCCAAAUAGUAUUAUUGGCUUCAGAGGUUGGCGAGUUCGCGAAGAUCUUAUUUGGGGUGUAGGUGGUAAAUAUGAAAUGGCUUAUCAUAUAAUCCAAUCACAUUAUAUUUCUGCAGUGUAUCGUGUUGGCGUCGUCACAGCUAAUUCUGCUUAUUUAAUCCGUCCACUAUUUUUUGAUAAUCAUAUAUAUCUCUAUUUCAAUCAAGUUCCUAAUGAUAUUCGUCGUGUUGAUGAUAUUUGGUUAAAUGGUCAAGCAUCAAUAAGAAAUAUAGCUCGUUAUGUUAUUCCAUCAUGUUGUCCACAUAUAGGUGUUACUCAUACUCAUGUACUUGAAGAAUAUUUAGGAAAAAAUAAUAUGAGUCGAAUAUCAGCUAAUAAUCAUGCAUUACAAUGGUUUAGUGGGAAUUGGGAACAAAAUUUAUGGUACAAAUUUAAUGGAGAAAAUGCACCAAAAUAUCGAAAUUGGUGGAUAAUGAUCUAUCGAGAAUGGAUUAGUAUGAUGUUAUAUUUUAAAUUUAUUAUUUAUUUUGGUGCUAUAUAA